CCCCUCCACGCCUCUUCUGCCUUCUUGGUCUUUGCUUUUUUUAACAACGCUUAAUCUCGCGCGCUUUGAUUCUUUUUGCUGUAUUCCAGAUCAGCCACUCGCCAUAACCAUUUUAUUCUACCGGUUCUUCCUUUUUUGUCCCUCCAUGAAGUCCACGUCCACCACCCGCCAUGUCCGGACGUAAACUGGGAGGCGGCCGCAUCCUAGGCAGCGGAAGGGGCCUUGCGCCGCCAAUCUCUGCUGCCCGCCCUUCGAGUCCACUUCCAACAUCGGAUAGCACAGUGUCCAUAGGCUCAUCUUCCAUAUCGCCUCCUGGGACGGCCAGUCUGCCAGACUUGAGCCAGGAUAUCGGCGCCAGUAUCAGUAUCGGGGCGCAGCCUAAAGUCGGCGUUACAGACCCGUCCAAUUUGGUCUGCCCGAUCUGUAAUGAGGCAAUGGUCACGUUGCUUCAAUUAAACCGACACAUCGACGACAUGCACCAAGAGCUCCCCGAAGAAGAGCAAGACGAAGUCAAGACAUGGUUCGACAAGCAAGUGUCUCGAGCCAAAAAGUUCCAACCGCUCUCAAUACUAAACCAGAAGCUUCGAGGAUUGGAAGUCUUCGAAUCUAACGACUCGCAACAUGUACCAACUGCCUCGUCGACACCAUCGGGCAAAGCCCCUCUGGACCACCACAUAGACCCAGACGAGCUCAUUACACGCCAUCACUGGCAACGAAGUACGAAUCAUGACCUUUGCACUGACCCAGCCUGUGGCAAACGCCUGGGUCCAAUCAAUGGAAGCAUAAACUGCAGGAGCUGUGGCAGACUCUUUUGCGAGGAGCAUACCAUGUACCAAAUGAAGCUUAGCCGCAGCGCCCAACACGAGCCCAUGCGAGGGUUCUGGGCUCGUGUUUGCGAAACGUGCUACAAGUCACGCGAAGGAUACAAUGAUCAUGCUGGCGUUCUAAUCGAUCAGACCAACGCAUUCGCCGAAACUCGACGGAAAAAAGUCGAGCGACACAAGCUAGAGACAUCGCGACUGGAAAAGCGGUUGACAAAACUUACCCGGCUCCUGGCCGACUCUGCUGAUAAGAUACCAUCUUCUAAUUCGUCUAUAUUAUCACCGAUGGCGAGCCUGACAGGACAAAAGAAUCUACGGAAAACAAUUGAGCAGUCGGUCGUCAACUGGGAAGAUGAUGAGACCAUUUCCAAGUGUCCGUUCUGUCAACAAGAGUUUGGCUCUUGGACAUUUAGGCGGCACCAUUGCCGUAUAUGUGGACGUGUCGUUUGCGCUGAUACGCAAACCGGGUGCUCCAUAGACAUGAGCUUGAAUGUAGCUGCAUCCGUCGAUACUGUAACAGAGAAGCCGCUAGUAGGCUCGAAGCAGGUUGUUGUUGAUGUCCGAAUGUGCCAAGAUUGUAAUCAUACCAUCUUCGCGCGGCGCGACUUUGAAAGCUCGCUACAAUUCAAACCUGCAGACCAGCGCGCAUACGAAACAAUGCGGCAGUUCGAGCGAGGCAUUCGGCAGCUUCUUCCUUCCUUCCAACGAGCGCUCCUCAAUCUUCAGCCAGAGCUAUUAGAUGGCGGCGAAGUAAACUUGAAUCGCCCACCUCCAACCCAUGCCCAAAUUCAGGAAGCCGGUAAGAUACGAAAGCGGCUGAUUGAUAGCUUUGGCAAGUACAGCGUGGCGGCAAAGCGCAUACGCGACCUGCCAACCGAAAGCGCGACACAAAAGAAGUUGCAAAAUGCCAUCUAUCUGUAUUCCAGCGGCUUCCUCCACACCAACAUGUUACCAUUAAAAAGUCUCCCUAGUCUCUUACGCAAAGGUACAACAUCCUCGUCAUCCAGAAAAUCUAGUCACAAGCACAACGCCUCAAAUCAUUCGAUAUCCUCAGGUCUACGUCACAGCGAGCUGGCUGAAUCAGACACUGCUUCUCAAGCUGCCAGUGAGAGUAGUACUGUAGUCAGUCAGCUCGAAACGGAAGAGAAGGACUUGCGAGAGCGACUGGUGAUAUUGGAAGAGCAGCGGUUCAUGGUGAAUGACAUGCUCAAGCUUGCUAAGGGAGCACGAAGAUUUGAGGAAGUGGCGGCGUUAAGCCGGAACGGAGACGAGCUUGACACAGAGAUUGACGACCUGAGGAGUCAAAUCACCAAACUUGAAAACAAGUGGGCUGGGGUAUAUCGCAAUGGGCUUCAUUAAACGCAGAAUGAGUAUACCCAGAUUUACUCUGUCCAUUCUAUUUUACAUCAUGGCAUGGCAUGGCGUCGGCGUUUCCUUUUCUUCAUAUACUUAGCGAAAUACUGCAUACCAUUUAUUUUGUGUUGAACCAUGUGGUUCCUGUUUUAACCAUGUUUGUUACAUUGAGGCGAGAUAGAGACCAGCUCACGUAGAAAAAAGUAAAAGCGGCAAUAGAGCUGCAUUGUCCAUUAACUUCUGCUAUAGAGUGUGACACCCAUAUGUAAUACCCAAAUCGUGAAAAUACACAAUACAAUUGCUCCACAAAGCAUCCUGUGAUCCGCUGCUUCGACAGAGACUCCCAAGAAGGGUCUGAAGCAGUAGUGCCCAAAACAAGAAAACGAUAGAAACCAGUACUCCAUAACAUCAUAUAACCAAACAAACGCCACCCAAGUAGGGCUAGAAAAACAAAUAAAUAGCAUUAAGCAUUAGUGUACGACGCCUUCCACGCCACCCAGGAAGCGUCUGACGCGAUCAAUUUCCAGCUCGUCACGUUCGCUCUCGACAGCCUUGAGGAGACCGUCGACGACGGCAUCAACCUCGCGUUCUUGUACACCCGUGCAUAGAGCAACUACACGGCGGUAUUUGACUUCUACGUCACGGCUGCGGCCCUGGAGAGCUUGGACCAUCUUCUUGGUGGUGUCGCGGCGGAUUUCAAUAGCGCGGAGGCGCGCUCUUAAUACUGAUGCAGACGGGAGCAUGCUGUCGGCACCGAAACCAGCGCCGUGGUCAGCAGCCUCGAGCAUAGCGCCAAGUUCGUUCUCCCAAGACGAGUUGGGGGUUGGUUGCGAUGAGCGGGCUUGCUCGUUCAUCAAGCGGAGCUUUUCCUCCUCGCAGGCGUUGGCAAGAUUGGUGACCUUUUGGCGAGCAAGCUGUUGCUUCGUCACUGUUGUAGUAAGAGUCUCAAUCUUACGGCGAGCAUCUCCGAGUUGUGAAGAUGUGUUUCGGAGGGUAGCGUGGAGAGCAUCGAGCGAGACUUGCUUGGACUUCAUUUCUUGCUGGAAGGCUGAACCUGUUUCGCUCAACAGGUGUGUAAUGGAAGCAAUGAUUUCAUCGCUACUUUCGCGGGUUUUCUCAACCGAGCCAGUGGCGUUGGGCUUCUCGAGAAGGGCAACCUCACCGUUGACCUUGUCUUCGCUGUUCUCGUUGCCAAUGCCAAAAUCAACGGGACGUAGACCAACUCUGUUAGCAAUGUUGGGGUCCGCUCCAACCUCAAGCAGCUGUGAGAUGAUGCUUCGGUUGCCGAAUCGGGCAGCAAUGUUGAGAGCAGUGUCUCCAGAUCGGUCUUGUGCGUUUACAAUCUCCGUCAUAAAUCGAGCGAUGCCCAUCUUUGGAAUGGCAGACUGGGAGCCGGGUAAACCAUGACCAUUGGCCUGGCUGCUGGGAACGCUGCCCUGUCGAACUACCCAUUCAAGCAAACUCUCGAGGUAGUAUCUGCUAGCAGCAUUGCGGCCCUUGACAGCACUAGUGACAGCAAUAUGGUGCAAUACAGUGCGUCCCUUUUGAUCACGGGCUUCAAUCGUACCGCCUAGGGCCUCAAGCAAGUCGGGAAAGGAGCCAUGGUCCAUAGAGUUUGUAACGAGGCAAGCACGCAUAAGAGCUGUCUCACCAGCCGCAUUGACCCGGUAUGCCGAGGCGCCAGAGGAAAUCAAAGCACGUAGUAGCGGCAUUCGCGACAAGGUAGCUGCCCAAUGCAGGGCAGUGUGGCUUUGAGGGUCAAUGGGCAUAUCGAGCUCGGCUGGACUGAAUGUUCGUAGCAUAUCAUGUUUCGAUGUGUCGUUGCUAUCCGAGUCCAUGAAGAGGCCCAUCAGCAUGUUACGCUUCAUCUCAACUUCUGGCGACAUAUCAUAUGGAAGAGGGGCCAGCGGUCCACUGCCGUCGUCUAGCGAUGGUCGAUCUUGUGCUGUAGCUUGUGAGAACAUGAACGACUCAUUCGCUUCAGUAGGGGAGCCAGGGAAGGCGGCGGCUAAGGCGUCCACAUUCUGGCUGUAUCCUCCAAAGCUAUCGGCAGGUGUCAUGUUCACGCGCUGUCGUUUCCUAGGUGGUUCGACUUCAUUCAUCUGCAUGCCAUUUUGCUGUGUUGAAUAUGCGGAGUCAACGGGCUGAUUAUAAUCGGAAGUGUAGCUCUGUUGAGAAUUCGGGGGGAAUUCGUCACCGUUAGUCAUUGAUGGUUGUCGGCUAAAGCUUGGGGCUCGUGUAGGACCAUUGCGGUUUCGAGGGCCAGGCGAGUCGAAUCGAGCUUUGCUAAUGGCAGCAACAGCAUGCGAGGCUGUCGUUGAGAUAUUCUUGAAAAAGGUGCCGGACAUGCCGUUAGGACGGCCAUCGGCACCUGAGCUAUACAUUCUCUUUCGCUGAGCAGCCAUUGCCUGUUCCUUAGUGGGAGUAUUGAGGUCGCCUUGGCCAGCAACGCCGCCAUCUUGACCCAUAUCAUAAACGAGGAGUGGUCGAAGCAGUUCCUCGACGUGGUACUGACGGCAGACUUCAACACCGCGUUCAAACUUGAUCCAGGUGCCUUGGUACUUGCCGUAUCCGCCCUGAACCUUUUCAUGUUCGCCAGUCUGGAUUUCCUUUUCGAGAAUCUUGGUACGCUUGCCCUUGUCAACGCCGGCGACCUUUAGGAUCUGCGUAGCAUUCAGGCAAGAAUCGUGUCGUCGUCGCAUGACGGCUACUCCGUUUACUUCCAUUUCGUAGACAUCGACGCCAGAAUAGGAAG
[Torrubiella] hemipterigena is the source of this 4929-nucleotide messenger RNA. NCBI's taxonomy places the organism in Eukaryota, Fungi, Ascomycota, Sordariomycetes, Hypocreales, Clavicipitaceae. The record is from the annotation of a GenBank genome assembly.